Dermacentor andersoni is the source of this 516-nucleotide messenger RNA. The record is from RefSeq and is a predicted model, not a curated record. Lineage: Eukaryota; Metazoa; Arthropoda; Arachnida; Ixodida; Ixodidae.
AUGCGGAUCCUCAUCGUCGACACUCUGCGACCGGGGUCAGACCACGACGCCCACGUCUGGAGAACUACGUCGUGGUUGCGUCGUCGGUUCCUGGAGGGGCAUAUUGCCAAGGCCGGCGAACACCUCCUCGGUGACAGCGGCUACCCCCUGGAACCAUGGCUGCUGACCCCAGUCACAGGCCACCCUCCCAUACACACUGCAGAAGGCAGGUACAGCACUGCACAUGCUGCCAUGCGGUCCGUAGUGGAGUGGUGCAUUGGGCUUCUGAAGAGCCGCUUUCGCUGCCUUCAGCGGUACCGCACCCUCCAAUACGAACCAGACCGUGCUGCCAACAUCGUUGCAGCAUAUGCAGUGUUGCACAACUUGUGUCUUGACGAACGUGGCGUGUUGGAUGAUGUUAGUGAUGACAGCAGCAGCAGCAGCAGUAUUGAUGAAAAUGGCAACCCCUCCCCACAGAGUUCCCCGAGUGAGGGCAGCAUGCAUAAUUUACUUGAAAGGCUGUCCUGCCCGGGUUAA